AGCGUCUGCUCCAUAUAUUGAACAGAUAGAAACACUGCGCACUCCCAAAAUAGAUCUCAAACCAUUACGUCUGGAUAUACCUUUUCUUUCAAGUGUUACAAUAAACGCCUCUGUUCAAAAUAUUUCUGGAUUUCCACCAACAACGGAGGUAAAAUGGAGGAGAAAUGAAAUGGAUAUUAACAUUACAGAUUCCAGAUAUAGAGGAAGUACCUUUCAUCUAUCCAGUCCUAUUCUGAUUAUAAACAGAGUUGAUUUUUAUAACGAACACGAUUCCCACUAUGAUUGCAUAGCACGAAACUCAGUAGGAUGGGGAGCAAGUGAGAAAGCUCACAUAGCUGUGUAUGGAAGUCUCAAGUUUUUGGAGCUGUGCAAUGAGAGUCGGGAAUGUGAACCAGAUAAAAACCUUGCGUGUCGCUUUAGUACUUGCCUUUGUUCUGACUCCUACUAUCACGAAAAUUCUCUUUGUUAUGACCAAAGCAGGCUACAUGUUAAUAUACAAAGAGUAGAAAAAACUACAUGUAAAACAUCGGUUAAAUGGGAAAAACCACUAUACGACACUCAUCUUAUAUCUGGAUAUGUGAUCAAUUUGGAGGCCCAUAGAUCCGGCAGCUGGAUAAUAGAAGAGAUAAUACAUGUGGGAAAUGCAACCGAGUAUAGUACCCCAUGUAAACUACAACCGGGGCGUCUAUACAGGUUCAACAUUCAAUCCAAAGUUUCGCUUAGACAUCCCGCCGAAAAUAUCAGUGUUGAUACACAUUCAAAUGAUUUUAUAUUAGAGCCGUUGUCACCUGGCAAACUUGAUCGCGUGAAAAGCAAUUUUUCCUCACAACAUCUUUACCUAAAAUGGGAGAAACCUGCAGAUAACACCUUUCUGAGUCACUACCUUGUUGUCAUCAAUGGUCACGAACAACAAACGUUGGGUAACUAUCCGGAGGUCUACUGGAGGAAGGGUCUGGUGCCAGGAGCGAUGUACAACGUGACAAUUACAGCAGUCAGUCAUGGAGAUAUCAUGGGUGGACCAUGGCUCGGAACUGCUAAAAGUAAACCCUACAUAGACUGGAUUGAAGUAGAUCAAAUUAAAGGAGGAUACACACAUAUGCCUUACGGAGAAAGAGAUAAUGUUUUCCAUGGAGAUGAAGUCACCAGCCCCCGUCUUAGAUCUCCAGUGACAAUAAAUGCAAUGGAUGGAUCAAGUCGUGGAUUUAAUUACGUAAUUAUUGGCUCCAACGGUGUCAUAGGACUUGGAGAAGAGUUCAACUGGAUGCAAUCACAUAAUCUACACUCCUCAAUUCUGGAGGAUAAACAGAUUAUUUGUCCCUUUUGGACAGAUUUAUUAACAACGGAUAGAGCGAGUGGUAUCUACUAUAAUACAUAUCAGAGGGGAAUAGACGCCGAAAACACACUUUUCUUGAACAAAGCAAAUGAAAUGAUAAGGAUACAGUUCCCAGAUUUCCCUGACUUCGAGGCGACAUGGCUGGUCAAAGUGACUUGGGAAAACAUGACAUUAUUUGGAUACAAUUCACAGCUCGUGACAUUCCAAUGUCUCCUAAUUACGGAUGGAGUGAGCACUUUUACAGUCAUAAAUUACAUAGAUGUUAAUCUUAUACCAAUAAAAGGAAUGAAAAUUGUUGUCGGAUAUCGAUUCCAGAAAAUCUUUACCCAGAACGUUCUUUCCAACAAACUUGCUGCUUUUCAAAUGACUAAAUAUCCAGGAAAUAGAGGUAUUCAGGGAUUUUGGAUUUAUAAAAUGAGUACAGGGAUUCCGCUGAACAAGGAUGAGAAACUUUGCUAUGAUUGGUAUAUGAGAAACAAAGAAAUGGAUAUACGAAACCAGUUAAUUUUACGGACUCAAAUUCAGUGUCCAUGUGAUAGUCGUUUGCUUAGAUUUGAUCCUCGAUUCACUACUAUAAAUCGAUUCGACAGAAAAUAUCGAGUGCUUUGCUAUGCCUCUAUCAUUGUUGGCAGAAAUACAGAGUGCUGUUACAGACUUCAUCGAAGAAUAGAUAAUCUGAGUGUUCUUGAGCAAGCUGUUCCUGCGGUAGGAUCACUGUUACAGUAUAAUCCUUUUUUUGAACGUCAUCUUUACAUAAAAAAUGACCUUAAACCGAGAGAGGCGUGUAUUAAAUCAGGACGUGUUACAUGGUACUACGAGGUACGUCCUAUUCCAAGGUGCUAUUUGAGAUCACCAUUUCGACCAGGAAUCAACUCAGGUGACCCUCACAUCCGGACACUUGAUGGAAAAAUAUACACCUUUAAUGGCCACGGAGAAUAUGUGAUGAUGGAAAUAACAAAAGGUGGGACGAGAUUUGACUUCCAGGCAAGAACAGAACCGGCAACAACAUCGAAUGGAACUGUUAUCAAUGCUACAGUAUUCAGUGCUUUUGUGGCUCCAGACCAAACUGGAUCCAAAGUGCAAAUAGAUAUGUCGCAUGACAAGAAAGAUCUAAUAAUCAGAGGAAAUGGAAAUGACUUGACUACAAGAUUUCAAAACACAAAUUACACUUUCCUAACAAAAAAUUUAUCCAUUCGUUGGGAAAAUAAAUCCAUAUCUGCAUCUUUUUUCCAGUCCUCAAUUGUUCUAAAAGUCCGACUUGGAGUACGAUUUUUGAUUUCGGAGGUUGUGGUUGAUGAUACGUACAUGGGAUUUGUCAAGGGAUUGAUGGGUAACUUUGAUGGGAAUACUUCAAACGACUUCAUUCUCCCAAAUGGAACCAUUCUAAGUCAGAAUGCAACAAGAACAGAACGGGACAUUUUCUACAAUUUUGGACAGCAAUGGUCUGUCAAUGACAAAUCUGUAUUCUACUACGAUGAGGGUCUAAGUCAUAAGAAUUUUUCACAUCCGGAAUUUGAACCUUUAUUCAUGGAUGAAGUAAACGAAGAACGGCUUAAUUCGGCUAGAGAAAUGUGUGGAUCCAAUUCCUCUCAAGCCUGUAUUUUUGACUUCCUUGCAACAGGAGAUAUAAGUAUAGCCAUGUCAUCUGCCGAUGAAGAAGCUAAAUCUAUAAAAGACAUCGCCAUUAUAGAAAAUGAAACCCCAAGAAUAUCGGGAAAUACGACAAUAAAUGCUGAAGUUAACAGCAAAGUUACGUUAAGAUUUAACGCAUCUGAUGACGGCAAAGAAAGACCAGUGUUUAAAAUCUUAAAACAACCAGAGGGAUUUAGCCUCAACACAACAACUGGAGUAGCAACAUGGACUCCUCUGAACAUAAAUGUAUCCGAAAUAAGUGUUAGUGUUGUUGAUGAAAUGGGGGCCGAAUCACCAUCUCUAGAUGUUACAAUUAUACUGUGUAGCGGAUGCAGUAAUAGGGGCCAAUGUGACUAUGAAAAUGUCUUAACAACAGAAAAUGCUCUCAGUUAUAAGGCUGAUUGUAUUUGCAACAUCGGUUAUUCAGGUGAGAAUUGUGAACAAGACAUAGAUGCUUGUGUUCAGAGUCCAUGCUCUCUAGAUAGAAAUUGUACCGACCUUACUCCUGCUGAAGAGGUCAUGAUGGGUCGAGGAUACAACUGCUCAGAGUGCCCACCUGGCUUUGUGGAUGUUGAUACUAAAUGCGCAGAUGUUGAUGAGUGUGCAUCUGUUUUCUCCAACUCCUGUAAUGCUUCUACCGAGAUAUGCGAAAAUACAGAGGGAAGCUAUAUCUGUAAUUGUUUUAGUGGUUAUAGAAAAGUGAACAACAUUUGUCAAGAAAUUGAUGAGUGUUUUGAGGGCACUGCAGACUGUGAACAAAUAUGUCAAAAUACACAGGGGUCGUUUUUUUGUGAUUGCCACUUGGGAUUUAAUUUAAAUUUAGACAAAACGUCGUGCAUGAAAUCAGAACAAAACUUCUGUGAAAACUUUGAUAUGUGUGAAUACUCUUGUGGAAAUAUUACUGGAACAUUACAGUGUGUAUGUCCGCUAGGGUACCAAUUGGCAUCUAACGGCAUAAACUGUAAAGAUGUUAAUGAAUGCGAACUUGCAACUACAGCAUGUGCUCAAGAUUGUAUCAACACUAAAGGAUCAUUUAAUUGCUCUUGUCGACCUGGAUAUUUCUUAAAUGAGGAUAAAACAUCAUGUUCAGAGUGUGAGAUUCCUCAUUAUGGAGAAAACUGUAGCAAACUAUGUGAGUGUGGUUCUGGUGGAGACAAGUGUGAUCCUGUCAGUGGGUGUGUCUGUCUGUCAGGAUGGACAGGUGUGAAAUGUGACGAAGACAUAGAUGAAUGCUCAGUAGACCCAUUUAUAUGUGGUUCUGACCGAAUAUGCCAGAAUCUGGAAGGUUCAUAUUCGUGCAUGUGUGGGGAUGGUUUUGAUAUAAACGAUGGUAAAUGUGAAGAUAUUGACGAGUGUGCUGACGAGGGCUUAAAUGAUUGCCCGGAAUUAACAACAUUUUGCCGCAAUACAAUUGGUAAUUACACAUGUGAAUGUCAAAGUGGAUUUCAACUUAUAAACGACGAAUGUGAAGAUAUAAAUGAAUGUGAUUCCGGACGACACAGCUGUUCCCAACUGUGUAUCAAUGUACAUGGUGAUUAUAAUUGCGCAUGUUAUCCUGGAUUCAACCUUCAAAACGAUCGGAAAUCGUGUGAAAAAGUUAAGGACACCUGUUCCCUAUCUCCGGGGAUAGACUGUAGUUACGGUUGCAUCCAAAAUGUACAUGACCCAGGGGAAACUAUUUGUUUCUGUGAACACGGCUACAAACUUGAUAGUGACAGGAAAACGUGCAUUGACAUUGAUGAGUGCCAAAAUAAUACAACUUGUGAGCAGAACUGCACAAAUACGGUAGGGUCCUUUGAAUGUGGAUGUGAAAUUGGAUAUGAGCUUCAAAAUGAUGGAAUAUCAUGCAAAGCAUGCAAUGGUUAUUUCUAUGGUAAGGAAUGCAACACCCCAUGCAGAUGUGGGCGGGGAUCCACUGCUUGUCAUCACAUCAGCGGUUGUGUCUGUGAACCUGGAUGGACAGGAGAAACUUGUGAAACAGAUAUUGACGAAUGUAAACUGAAUCCAUGCAUUGGUGAACAUGAGCUAUGUCUCAACACCCCAGGGUCAUACCGAUGCGAUUGUGUUACUGGUUUUAACAACUCAAACGGAAGUUGUAUAGACAUUAAUGAAUGCCAGAGUCCAACAUCGUGCCAACAGAUUUGUACAAAUACACAGGGAAGUUACCAAUGCGACUGUAAUACUGGCUUUAAUCUAUCGAACGAAAAAUACUGCAUAGAUAUAAAUGAAUGCAUCGAUGCAAGAUGUCAGGAUUGCAAUAACUGGCCUGGAGGUUUCGAAUGUUUGUGUGACCAGGGAUACAAAGUCAACACAACAACACAUAAAGAGUGUCAGAAUAUUGAUGAAUGUGCUGAUGGGAGUAACCAAUGCUCUUCUGAUGCUAUAUGCACAGAUUCGAUAGGAAGUUAUUUGUGUGAAUGUCCCCGAGGAUUUAAAGGAAAUGGAUUCACAUGCCAAGCUUGCCAGAACUUCACUUUUGGUGACCAGUGCUCCCAAGCAUGCACAUGUAUAACUAACCAAACAGAGUAUUGCAAUGCCUCUUCGGGUUUCUGUCAGUGUAUCACAGGAUGGGAAGGGAGCGAUUGUUCAAAGGAUGUGGAUGAAUGUCAGGACAACAUAACUCAGUGUGAUCAAGAGUUACAACAAGCAUGUGUCAAUACACCUGGCUCCUCCCACUGUGAAUGUCGAUUUGGAGGAUUAAACCUUGACAACUGUGUUUAUCCAGAAUCAACUUACAGAACAAAUCAAACAGAAAUGAAAGUCAAAGUUGAGAUAGAGUUUGCCAGCAAUAUUAGCCGUCUGGAAUUCCUUCUAACAAGCCAGAAAUUACGAUACCAAUUCCAAGUAGCCCUGGAAAAUUAUUACAAGCAAGAAAAUGUAAGCGGGUUUCUUGUUCUGAAAGUCUUAUCGAUUCGAUUCGGAAGUUUGAUUGUUGACUUUGAAAUUAUUGGAAAUAAGAGUGAAUCAGGCGGAUUUAAAAGCGACCUUGCAUCUGGCAUGACUAAACUGUUAAGUGGAGACAGAAAGCUCAUUGUAUUGAAUCAAACACAAGCUAUCAUACAAAUCAUGAUAAAAGAUCUAAGUGGCACACCAAUUACAUAUAUUUCGUCUAAAGCCAAACCAUGUUUUGUGUUUGAAAGUUUUGGCGGCAGCUGUGUAUAUGGUGAAACAUGUGACGACUCUUCUGGGGAAGCAACUUGUGUGAAUAAUUCAGCAAACGAAAACUCACUGAUUCUACUUAUCCUGAUUGGAGUAAGUUGUGGAUCCCUAUGUAUCAUAAUACUUGCAUCAUGUGUGUGCUGGAAAUGCCAAAAGAAGUAUCAGAAGUAUCAAACAAAAAUAAUUGACAUAUCGGAAACAAACGUGAAAUACAGGGAGUCGUCUAAUUUGACGAGCGGAAAGAAAUAUAAACUUCCAGAGAGAAAGGGCGUAAAACCGGCAUGGGAACUGGCAGAUGUGGAAUCAAUCUGAAUGAAAAUAAAAUACUGAGGAAAAGACCUACAGAUGAUACGUGUAUCAAAUAAUAUUCAAUUAAUAUAAAAAGUGCGAAUCUUUAUAAGGAUAUACGGAAAAUGUAUCUGUUCAUUGGAAAACUUUUUGUGUACAAAGUCUUACGAUGAUUUUAUUUUUAUGUUUGCAGAUUUAAUUUGUUACGGAUUAUUUUAUGAAGAUUUGGCUAUUUGAUUUGUUACAUGACUUCGGUCUUGUUAGAAUAUUAAUGUUUUUACUUUUUGAUUUGCACUUAAAUUUGCUUUACAUGUUUAAAUAUUAAUCCAAUAUUUUAUUUCUUUAGUAUCUCUAAAUUAACUUUUGAAAGUAAUAUGCAUAUAUUUAAUAAAAAAAAAUAUAUUCUAGAGAUUAAAUCAGCGAAUCCGAUGGUGAAAUAUAUAUUUUGCACAUCAAACUAAAGACUUUAGAGUUGUUUAUUAAAUGAUCAGGAAUUCUGGUGCUCUCUGUUCGUGAGAUGUACCUCAGAGUGAGUUCACCUCAUAUGUCGUUCUGGGGGGUUUAUUCGGCUUUUACCUCUUGACCAACCAUAGAUUUGCUUAUAGUUUUUUUCGACCAAUCAGAUUGUUCGUUUCAAAGCUUGUGUCGGUGUGAAUGUACACAUGUCAGACGCCAGUUCCAAGGAGAUUAAACGCUUUUGAAAGUAGAUGGUUGAGUAUUGAUUGUUCAAUAAUAUUGUUUUCCAUUUUUAUUUACUAGCUGUUAAGCUGUUAAAGUAUAACAAAAUGUGAAAAGUGUUGUUACACUUUGCAUUUUAUUAUGAGUGUUUAUAAUUGAUGGAGACAAGAACGAAAUUGUCAAAAAGUGUUGUAAAAUUCCAAAUCAUUUAAUAAAACGGUUUUUGAAUUUUGAAUUCGGUCUACUCGUGACUAUACGGAAGACCUCGGUCAAUCAAUACCUGACCAGUCACGAGUAGACCUCAUCAAAGUCAAUAAUUGUAUAAUA
Saccostrea cuccullata (small rock oyster) is the source of this 7417-nucleotide messenger RNA. RefSeq lists its product as uncharacterized. NCBI's taxonomy places the organism in Eukaryota, Metazoa, Mollusca, Bivalvia, Ostreida, Ostreidae. Gene Ontology annotation, biological process: cell-matrix adhesion. The coding region runs from base 170 to 6436 and encodes 2088 amino acids. The record is from RefSeq and is a predicted model, not a curated record. The transcript has 40 exons. Gene Ontology annotation, molecular function: calcium ion binding; protein binding.